Messenger RNA from Cyprinodon variegatus (sheepshead minnow), 2196 nucleotides. RefSeq lists its product as uncharacterized. The transcript is spliced from 5 exons. The record is from RefSeq and is a predicted model, not a curated record. Lineage: Eukaryota; Metazoa; Chordata; Actinopteri; Cyprinodontiformes; Cyprinodontidae. Bases 335 to 1558 code for a protein of 407 amino acids.
ACUAAAAGUGUGAUGUCAGGAGUGGGAUUCGAACCCGCGCCUCCAGAGGAGACUGCAAGGUGAGCAUUACAAUGUUAUGAACCCAUCGGGAACCCCCACAUUCACUAAAACCGAUCUAUGAGUCACGAUCACGUGUCGAUCAUGUUCGGUCCUGCUCUAGAAACUUGUCUGUCCCUCCCUAGUUUAGGAUAUUUUCGGCAGGGUUCAGUUCCCCUCUUGCUGCUUCAGGUUUCGUUUUUCUUUCAUCAUUAGAGGCAGCGGCUACAAACGGAGAAUAGACCGGUUCAGGAAAGAGAGCACACGAUCGGGCUAACAGUACUUCCAUCCAGACCCAAUGACCAUGCAGAAGACAGCUGCUCCAAACCAGAGACCCAAUAUUCCACAGGUCUGCUACCACCCAUCAAUUCGGACCGCAGGGACCGGAAUCUCAGAGGCCGAAUCCAACCAGAGGUCCACAGCUUCUGCUCCUCCUCGUCCUCAGUCCAAAACGCAGCCUAAGCCACUGAAGAUGAACCAGGAUUCUGGCAGGACCAGACCAGCUGACAAAGACCCAGAAUCUGCUGGAGACCAAGCCUCAAGAAAACCUACCCCGAGGAACAGAACAGGUGCUGCUCGUCACCCCCAUAGCAGAACUGAACCUAAACAGGCCUUGGAGAACCAGGGCUCUAGCAAGACAAGUCCUGUUUCAAAACCAAAUCUCAAUGGAGGACCAGUACCUAAGAGAGAUUUGGGUUCUGCUGGAGACCAAGAUCCUCCCACACCAGAUCAGGUUCCUCUGGAUUUAAGGGCUAACCUUAAUGAGACACUGGUGCAGCAGGUGGAGGUUCUGACCCGUGGUCAGAGCACCAACCAGGCCUGGUUCGACUGGAGGAAGAACCGUAUAACGGCAUCAGUGGCUCAUCGCAUUGCCCACUCCAAAUUUGUUAAUGGAGAGAGCAGAGCUCCGCCCACUUCAUACCUGGCUGCAGUCACUGGUGAGGGGCCCAAAGUCCAGACCAGAGCUAUGAGCUGGGGGAUCCAGAAAGAGGCUGAGGUUGUCCGCAAAUACGAGAAGUGGAAGAGACGGGCGCUGGGGCGGCCCGUUAAGGUCCGGGACUGCGGCCUGUUCAUCGACAGCGAGCGUCCCUGGCUGGCAGCAAGUCCUGAUGGCAUCGUGGUGGACGAGAGCGGCAACAAGCUGCUCUGCCUGGAGGUCAAAUGUCCCUUCAAACACAAAGACCGAACCGUGGCAGACGCCUGUAGAGGCGACCCCGCCUUCUGUCUUCAGCUGCAGGACGACGACAGACAGAUGCCUGGGAAGCCGCCAGUUUAUGUCUUGAAGACAUCCCACUGCUACUAUACACAGAUCCAGGUUCAGCUGGCGGUUACGGGUCUGCAGCAGGCCGACCUCGUCGUCUUCACCUUGAAGGAGAUGGCCAUUGUCCCUGUGGAGUUUGAUCCCCAACUGUGGGAUGAGACGGUGUCCAAGCUGGAGUUCUUCUACAGGGACGCCGUCCUCCCUCAUGUCAGGCAAAAACUCCAGCAGAAUGCAGCAGCAGCCAUGAGGCCAGAACUAUAGAGACAGAGUCCAAUCAGAGCUGUCCCGUAGUUGGUCAACUGGACAUGUUUUGAGAUAUUUCUUUCCAAAACAUCCUGGGUUCUGGCUGUAGGUGUGAUAAAGGACAUUUAUGUCAAAAAAGGGUCAUUUUAUGUUUUUGUUUUAUUUUUUAGCUUGUUCUAAUUUCCUUGCUGGUUGACGGAUUUGGCUUUGUUUAGAUAAAACGGGUUAGACUUUGGAACUGGAGCACCACAGCCAAUCGAACAAACCAAAUCUGGUUUGUUGACCACAGUAGCAGAGGUUUGACCUAAACUAGAACCAGUACAACGUGUGACAACUGGAUCAACUGCAAACACUUUGUCCUUAUUAAACUUUUGACUACAGCUUCCCAGUUCAGAAAAUAAAUAUACUACCUGAAAUCUGUCUCGGUUCAUCUUUACAAACCUCUUAUGUCCAGUUAGCUGGUUACCAGUUAUCAGUGAAGGCAUAACUGGGAUAACUACAUUCAUAAAUCAAUGGACCAACAACAAUUAACUUACUGUAUCAAUUAGCCGGUCACCAGUUGCUGAUUAUUAAAGAUAUUUAUAAAUUAUCUGAUCUUUAUCAGAUAAUUAUCUAACAUGAAUUAUCUGAAAGAUGAUAAAUGAAUUAACAGACCG